CCAAGAAGAUGAAGGUGAAGUUGGCCCAUUUGGGUUUGGUCUUCUUCCUCCUCCUGUCUCUAGUGAUGACAGGCUGUUUCCUUUGGCAAUAUCAGCUGCCAAAACUUAAGCCAGAUGAAGAGAUGGGUCGUAAUGCCAAUUCAGAGAUGAUGUGUCCCCGCUUUCCUGAGCCUCUCCCUUUGGAGCAUCCUAUCCCCAGUCUCAAAGAAGCCCUGGAAAAGGUGGAUGUUUUGUUUCGCCAAAGCAUCAAUCCCAUCAGCCUUCCUGCUCUUUCUGCCAUUGUGAUCUUAAACGAUACAGUUUUGUGGACUGGCAACUUUGGAAAGAGGAAUGUCAGUGAUCCUCUGUCAGGCCCACCCAGUGAAUACACAAUCUACAGAAUUGCCAGCUUAUCAAAGAUAUUCCCAACGCUGAUGCUCUACAAACUGUGGGAGGAUGGAAAGAUUGCCUCCUUAGAUGAUCCACUGGAAAAAUACGUAGAAAAUUUCACUAUAAAAAACCCCCUGGGGAAAACACGAGACUCUGAGUUAAAAUAUGUGACAGAUGGCCUAAUAUUUCUAGACAGUGGAGAGGUACAAAUUCGCUCAUCCUCUGUCACCCUGCGCAGGAUGGCAAGCCAGCUCUCAGGUCUGCCCAGGAGGCUGAGGGCUACAAACUUACUCUGGAAAGGCAAAACGCAAUCAGCAAUCAAUCUGUUACAAGAUGAUGUUCUUGUUGCAGAUCCAGGAACCAAGUGUCACUACAGUAAUCUCGCAUUCUCUCUUCUCGCUCAUGUGAUGUCUGAAAGAGUGGUCGGAGUUGACUACCAACGAUGGGUCACAGAAAACAUCUUGGAUCGAUUAGGAAUGGAAGACACCAGUUUUGAACUGACCCCGGGGUUACAGAGCCAGUUUGCUGUAGGAGUUUACUCAAACGGAAAACCUGCUCCUCUCUAUGAUCUCGGCUGGUACCGGCCUUCAGGUCAGAUGUUCUCCACCCCUGCAGACAUGGCCAAACUCGCCAUGGUGCUGCUGGGGGCCUACCACCGAAAGCUGCUGGAGCCAGAUUCUCUGAAGAUCAUGUUGAACCCACUCUUUAGGUGUGAUAAGGAUUACUUUGCAAACCGUACUGGGACCCCUUGGGAGGUGAAUGACCUCAUGGGCUACGAGAUGUUGAGGAAAGAUGGUGAUCUGGACGGCUACUCUGCCACAUUCUCCCUGGUUCCCAGGCUGAAGCUAGGCCUGGUAAUCCUAAUGGCGGGCAGCAGGCCUCAGAAGCAGGAUGUGGUCACAAAGGCCUACAGCUACAUUGUUCCAGCAAUAGAGAAAGCCUUUAGGGAAGCCAAAAAGAUUCUUGUUGCUUCCCCAAAUCCAAAGCCUUACAUUGGGUUUUUCACAUACAGCAACAUCACUUUCUAUGAGAUCAAAGUGGGACCGGAUGGAGUUCUGAUCAUGCAGCAGUUUGGUCCUCAGAUCGAAGAGCUGAUUCCAGAGAAGUACAGGACAAUAAAGCUCAACUACUUAGUUGAGCGGGUUUUCAGAGUUGUGUUUGAUAAAGAGUACCCUUGUGUUUUGAGAGUGGGCAAGGCUUCAGUCUCAUUGGAAGCCCAAGAUGGCCAACUUUUUAACUUCUAUGUCUUUAAUAAGCAAGGUUUGUCCCCUGGCUUUGAUGCACCAGGGCUAAACACAUACAAUGUGGUGCGAAUAGCCCGCAGGCCAACCUUCACCAGCUGAGGAGCAGCAAGUGUUUUUGUGCGCUCUAGAUGACGUGAAGAAAGGUAUGCAACAGUGAAAGACUCACCUGAAAUCAGAGGGGACGCCAGUAGUAUCAUUUUGAAAAGAACUCUUGAAUGAAAACAGAUAAGAAAGACAGGUACUUGGCACAUUUUUUUUGGGUGAUGUACAUGAAUGUCAUCCUCACACAGGCCCUUUAUCACACCUCUGAGCUAAAUAGUCACUCUGCGGCAAUUCAGUGCGUUUGCUCAUCCUGCCUUCUUCUGUUAAGGUUUCUCUAGAGAAAACAGCAGAACAACACUUUCUGUGGUCAGUCAUAUAACAAUUUAUGUUCACUUCUUCAACCAGGAUUAUUGGUAAAUAAGAUAUUUGGCACAUCCAUUUUCAAACUGUCUUGUUGGAACUGGUAAACAUUUCCAAAGUUUUAAAACAACUUAUUUACAGCUAGAAACAAUGCAGUCUGAUUUAACAUACAGUACGUACAGAAAGUGCAUAGGUGUGCAAAGGCUGCAGCUUCCUGUUAUGUUGCAAUACAUAGCAACUUAAUUCAAUAAUUUUACACAAGCAAUAUAAAAUAACACUGCUUUCAUAUAGAUAGAAGAGAAUAAACUGACAUUCAGUUAAAAUUGGAUGUUAAUCCAAGGCUGGAGUUGACACUGCAGCACAGCA
Messenger RNA from Gambusia affinis (western mosquitofish), 2381 nucleotides. It is a transcript of the gene lactbl1b, whose product is annotated as lactamase, beta-like 1b. The transcript has 6 exons. Lineage: Eukaryota; Metazoa; Chordata; Actinopteri; Cyprinodontiformes; Poeciliidae. The record is from RefSeq and is a predicted model, not a curated record. The coding region runs from base 9 to 1712 and encodes 567 amino acids.